AUGUCGGAGCCGAUUAAAAUCAUCAACAAACUGUUUAUUUCAUCGACUAUAACGAGUCCAUUGGAAGCAGCUUAUAUUGCAUUCCAUGCUUCACUCAUUGCAAGUGGAUUUCAAUGUAUUGGUUUAGGAGAUGAGUCAGCCGCCAAUGAGGAUAUAGGAACGGAUAAUUUACCAUCAGAAUGGAAUAAAACGAAUGUAUUUGCUCUUCGAUAUAAAAAUAAAUCUGAUCGAAAGUUAUUGGUCAAAGCUUUGGCUAUUGAUCGUGUUUUAGCUAUUAACGCUUUGAAUGCCGAAGAGGAUGUUGCCAAUAUUUCUAUCGACGUGAAGCGACAUGUUGAAAAUGAUCAAGAUUUCAGUACUGCAAAAGGCGAAAAUGUAUACAAGGAAUUAUCAGAGCUAUUGGAGAUUUUAACUACUUUCAUAUCGCAAAAACUUCAAGCUGACAAUAAACCCCAGUCUAAAAAUGUACCACAUCGCUACGCUGGUAGUACAACGGUCACAAGGCAAGUGCCACCUUCUCGUCCUCCAAUUUAUCCUGAAGAUGAUCCAUUGCGAAUCGGACCUAUGCAUGUUCCGCGUCCAAGUUACCAGCAACCAUUUUUUAAUCCGGAUGGCGAUCGAAUUCCAUGCAUGGGAGGAGGUAGCAUGUUGUUUGAUCCUCUACGCUCAGGUGGUAUUAGACCACCCAAUAGUUCACGAAGGUUUCCGCCAGAAAAUAUGGGUGCAGUCCCUCCAGGAGCUAGAUAUGAUCCAGUAGGUCCUUUCGGAUUUGAUCCUAGCGGACACGGCCCCAGAAGAGGAGAAGGGGUGAAUCUAGAUCAUCUGCCCCCUCCUGGUUUUGGGUCAGGAAACGAUAAAUUCGUCGCAGAAAAUGGUGUAAAUUUUCAAUGA
Molecule: messenger RNA, 891 nt
Organism: Trichoplax adhaerens
Lineage: Eukaryota; Metazoa; Placozoa; Uniplacotomia; Trichoplacea; Trichoplacidae
Exons: 9
Coding region: 1-891 (296 amino acids)
Biological process (GO): proteasome-mediated ubiquitin-dependent protein catabolic process
Molecular function (GO): endopeptidase inhibitor activity; proteasome binding
Source: RefSeq, a predicted model, not a curated record